Messenger RNA from Pseudophryne corroboree (corroboree frog), 596 nucleotides. RefSeq names its product ribosomal protein L23a (gene RPL23A). The record is from RefSeq and is a predicted model, not a curated record. Gene Ontology annotation, cellular component: cytosolic large ribosomal subunit; ribosome. The coding region runs from base 84 to 551 and encodes 155 amino acids. Gene Ontology annotation, molecular function: rRNA binding; structural constituent of ribosome. The transcript is spliced from 5 exons. Lineage: Eukaryota; Metazoa; Chordata; Amphibia; Anura; Myobatrachidae. Gene Ontology annotation, biological process: translation; ribosomal large subunit assembly.
CGAGCAGGGGUUCUCGCGAGAUUUAGCCUGCAAGCCCUUGCUGAUAUUGGUCGGGAAACCCCUCGUUCUUCCUUUUCCCCGAGAUGGCUCCGAAAGCAAAGAAGGAAGCUGUCCCUGCCAAGACUGAAGCGAAGUCUAAGGCUCUCAAGGCCAAAAAGGCUGUUUUAAAAGGUGUGCACAGUCACAAGAAGAAGAAGAUCCGGACUUCUCCUACAUUCCGGAGGCCUAAAACCUUGAGACUUAGGAGGCAACCCAAGUACCCCAGGAAAAGUGCCCCCACAAGGAACAAGCUUGAUCAUUAUGCCAUCAUCAAGUUCCCUCUGACCACAGAGUCUGCCAUGAAGAAGAUCGAGGACAAUAACACUCUGGUUUUCAUUGUUGAUGUGAAAGCAAACAAGCAUCAGAUAAAACAGGCAGUGAAAAAGCUGUAUGACAUAGAUGUGGCCAAAGUAAACACCCUCAUCAGGCCAGACGGUGAGAAGAAGGCAUAUGUCCGUCUAGCUCCUGACUAUGAUGCGCUUGAUGUUGCUAACAAGAUUGGCAUCAUCUAAACCUGCAGCCACAUGUUCCAUACAGAAAUAAAUCAAAUAAACCAA